AUGAAACUGCUUCAUAUUAAUGAUCCUCGUGAAGUGAUCCCGAUCGGUUGCCGGCUGCUAAAGCUGUUCGGGUUAGGGCGUAGUGAAAAGCUUAAGCUCCUGUACUGGACACAGGUGGUGUUCUAUCUCGUGUUCAGUCUCAUUCCCCGUAUUUUGAUGAAGAUCGAGGAUACGGUUACGCUGCUACGGUUGGGUGCAGAGCUAGCCUUUGUCUCGUACCUGUAUUCACAAAUAUUGGCCCUCUACAUUCGACGGAAAAAUCUGUACCAUUUGGUCGACAUGCUACAACAGUGCGCUAACAAACAGUAUUCGGAGACGAUUGAUACAUUUCUGAUCCGAUCGAAUGCCAAAAUUAACAAAUUUUCGGUAAUCUGCUGCAAGUACUUCUUUCUCAUGUACAUCCUGUACUGUGUGAUGCCACCGCUAGUGUCAACAGGUGUUUACUUUCGUAACACUGGCAAUCUGACAGACGAGCGAGAAGAGUUUAUCAUUUCCACUGAGAUGAACCUCUACUAUCUGGACAUUCGCUACAAUGUGCUGCACUAUUCAUUCUACACGCUUAUCAUCUGCAUGCUAACGGUCACAUCGGCUCUUUCGCUGUGCAUAAAGGACGUAAUGGAUGUGUCGGUCAUCAAAACGACAGCCCUCAUGUUCCAGGUAACUGCUAUGCAGAUUCGAGAACUGCGAGAAUACAUCUCACAGACACAGCUCAACACCGUCAUCGCAUCCCAUCGGGACACUUUACUGUGCGCCCAGAGCUUACAGGAUACGCUCAACCUGUCGCUGCUGUUUCAGCUUACAUUCUGCAGUGCUAUAUGGUGCCUUAUGCUGUUCUACAUCCUGAUGAUGGGAUUUGAUUCAAGAAUCUUAAAUGUGGUGAUACUGUUGCUCAUCGUAACGAUCGAAACCUACACGUACUGCACGCUAGGAACGCACCUGACCGAUAAGGGAGAGGAGGUGCUAAUGGCUCUGCAACAGCUCGCCUGGUACGAUCAAUCGGUCACUGUGCAAAAGCAAAUUCUCCUCAUGAUAAGUCGUUCACAGAAGCCCAUCAUCUUGACAGCCGGAAAGCUUUUCUACGCCAGCGUGUUGCAGUUCAGUGAGAUGGUGCAAAAGUCUUACUCGUUCUAUCUUGUUUUGAAAAAUGUUUUCUAA
This is a messenger RNA of Anopheles stephensi (Asian malaria mosquito), 1155 nucleotides long. RefSeq lists its product as uncharacterized. The coding region runs from base 1 to 1155 and encodes 384 amino acids. The transcript is spliced from 4 exons. Gene Ontology annotation, molecular function: olfactory receptor activity; odorant binding. Gene Ontology annotation, cellular component: plasma membrane. NCBI's taxonomy places the organism in Eukaryota, Metazoa, Arthropoda, Insecta, Diptera, Culicidae. Gene Ontology annotation, biological process: sensory perception of smell; detection of chemical stimulus involved in sensory perception of smell. The record is from RefSeq and is a predicted model, not a curated record.